UUGGACUUAAAACGUCCGACUGCACCCAAAUAUUUCCCUUGAUACGACACCGUUCCGUUGCUUAAAACUUGUAUUUGUAGCAGCCAACCAGGUUAGUAAGGAGACCGGCUUCGAACCGUCGACUCGUCGUUAGAGAAGAAGAAACGAAAGCUGCUGCCGGAGGCCAUGGCGGGGUCUGGGAGUUCCAUGCUUUACUCAUUUCUUCUAUUCAUUGUCAUUCUUUCGCUUCAAGAGAUGUAUAGAGGAAAGUUGGCUUCAUCGGAGUUGUUUACCAUACUCGGAGGAUUUGUCAGUUCUCUUCUGUUUCUGGUGCUUCUAACAUUUAUAGGAAACUUCCAGGAAACAAGUGGCGUGCGAACUGGAUGGGGAGCUGUCAUCGUAGCAGAAGCAGUUGCAUUGAUUGCUGCAAGCACUGUUCAUAGAGUUUGCAUCACAACAUGUUUCUUGUUCUCCGCUGGACUGCUGUAUGAGUUGAACAAGCUUUCGGGUGCGACACUUUCUAAAUCUGAAUCUAGAGUCAAAAGACACUGAGAUGGAAACUUAGCUCGUCAGACCGAAACUAUGUCGUUUUUUGAGAUUUUCCUUUUACUCCUACCUCCUGCAGGAUGACUGCACCUUAUGGUGUUUGAUUAGUUGUGUUUUUGUUUAUGUUUUCGUUUUUGUCUUUGGAGAGGAGCGGCUGUGGGAACAAUUUUUACAUUCAUAGCUAUUAUAACAUUAACAGUGUUAGCUAUUUCCUGUCGUCUAUUAUUAAUCUAGAACUCUUUUCAAAA
Molecule: messenger RNA, 773 nt
Organism: Cucumis melo (muskmelon)
Lineage: Eukaryota; Viridiplantae; Streptophyta; Magnoliopsida; Cucurbitales; Cucurbitaceae
Exons: 5
Coding region: 166-531 (121 amino acids)
Source: RefSeq, a predicted model, not a curated record